UUUUUUUUGUACAUUAUCAUGACAAAAGGAAUAGAAUGGGUUUAUGCAAUAGGAUCAUCAUGGAAUAGAUGUGAUCCAAAUACGCAAAGAGCAAUUGAAAAACUAUGGGCAAAUGAUGCUGCUGGUUGGAUCAAAAGCCCAUCCUUUGGAGAUUACGUUUAUGUAGACACUACUGAACUCUCUUUAACAUAUGGUACUUAUUCUUACACCAUAGCUAGACGUUGUUGUUAGAUUUCUUCCUAUCUGAUUCCAUCAUUCACACACUCAUCCUAUCUAUGUCUUGUUCUAAUAUGCAUAUUCUCUCACAAAUAUGAACAUACUUCAAUCUGUCUCUCUUUUUUAGUCUCAUCAUCAUCAUCUACAUAUCCCUUAUCGAAAUCAUUCAUAACAUGCAUAAAAAAAAAUAAUAAUAAAGAUAUGUCUACUCUUGUAUGAUCCUGUAUUCCUGUUUUGGCAUAGAUACUUUGAUUGUUUCAUUC
Messenger RNA from Halteromyces radiatus, 479 nucleotides. RefSeq lists its product as uncharacterized. The transcript has a single exon. The record is from RefSeq and is a predicted model, not a curated record. Bases 19 to 231 code for a protein of 70 amino acids. Lineage: Eukaryota; Fungi; Mucoromycota; Mucoromycetes; Mucorales; Cunninghamellaceae.